This is a messenger RNA of Trypanosoma cruzi, 981 nucleotides long. RefSeq names its product microtubial binding protein, putative. The coding region runs from base 1 to 981 and encodes 326 amino acids. Lineage: Eukaryota; Euglenozoa; Kinetoplastea; Trypanosomatida; Trypanosomatidae. The record is from RefSeq and is a predicted model, not a curated record. The transcript has a single exon. Gene Ontology annotation, biological process: cellular response to nitrogen starvation.
AUGCUUGCUGCUGAAUGGCAACGAUAUGUUUUUUUUUUGUUCUUUUCUUUUGCUGUACAUGUAAAAGUUUUCUUUUUUUAUUAUUUUGUCUUCCCCCUUCCCCCUUCCCAUUACUUUCAUGUUUUUCAUAUAAAUGUGUUUGUGUGUGUUUGCGCUUUGUUUUCUUUUCUCUCCAGCCACGAGAGUAUUGGCAUGUGGGGGAGGGAGGAAAGAGCGAGUCUCUCCCCUUUUCUUCUGUUUUUCUCUCAUAUAUGCACACACACACACACGGAGAUGUUUCUUCAUCGUCGGUCCCUGCUUGUUUUCUUAUUAUUAUUUUUCCUUUUUUUUUUUUUUUUUCUCUCUUUCUCUCUCCCUGCGCUGGUAGUUAGUAGCCGUUGUGGAAGACGAGAACUUUUAUUAUUAGCGGCAUACGCUACGAUUGAUCUUUCUUUUCACUUCUGUACAGGCAAAUAUAUAACUGCACACUUAUAUUAUUAUACAGCCUUUUUACCGGUAGUGUCCAUUUAUAUUUGUUUGGUCCGUUGCACACCCUGCAGUUUACGUAUAUAUAUAUCUAUAUAUAUGCCACGCAAAUAUCGCUACCAGCGCACACAUACUUUUGCUGAGCGCCAGAAGGAAGUGGCGACCAUUCGCGGGCGCUUCCCGCAGCAUGUCCCUGUUGUAUGCGAGCCCGCAUCAAUUGACACGGUGCUGAGUGCAGGCCCAAUUUCGGACCGCUGUCGGCUGCUGCGGGACUUGGACUGUAGCAAGUUUCUCGUGCCGGGUGACGCAUCCAUGCAGCAACUUAUGGUUCUUCUGCGUAGUCGGCUGGUGCUUGACGCGGAGCAGGCGAUCUUUCUGUUUAUAGACGAUGCGGUUCUACCAAAUAGCGCCUGCGUGGGCGACCUCUACGCUCAGAGGAAGGACGCCGAUGGAUUUCUUUACAUGACAUACAGCAUUGAGAGCGCCUUUGGCGGUGCGGCUGUGCGGCGGAAUUAG